AGUGCUCGCGAGGUGCGGAGCCAGGCCGUCGUGCGUUCCUUGUGUCCGUUCGUUCGUUCGUUCGAUUGUUAGUCGAUUGGUUGGCUGGUUGUUUCUUGGUUGUUUUGUUUUUUUUUUGUUACAUUUUUUAUUUAAAAAAUAUAAAUAUAAAUAAUCUGUGCGAGAUUAACGAGAACGCGGUAGUUUCGAGUGGGUUCUCCGCUUUUUCAUUACUACAUACUUCCUUCCUCCUGUCGUGAACAACGUCGUGUUUUUAAUACCUGUUUUCAACUUAACUCCGCUGUCUCAGCGUUACGUGUGCGAUCGUGUUUUGUUCCGCUUUUCCGUUUUAUUUUCGCCCCUCCACCAGCCCCGCUUUCCUUUGCUCUUCCAUUACGUCGAAAGUGUGCGUUAAACAAAAGUGACCGUCAUCGAGCGUUAUUGCGUGACGUUCGGGACAUAAGCGGAUCGAGAAACGGAAUUCGAGUGUGGAAUAGAGAGAGAAAGAAGAGAGAGAAAGAGAAAGAGAAAACUAGUGGAGGGGAGAAAGUGAUGAGAUUAAUUCGUGGUAUCGAGGAUAACGUAAGAUAAAGAAUAAGUCUAUUAAACGUCAAGUAAGCACAAACUCGCGUACAGAAUAUUCACUUAUAUAUACAUAUAUUCCCACACUCGCACACACUCUCUCACACAGAUACACACGCACACAAUCGACGCGCGCGCGUAAAAGGAUUUUAUCUAACAACAAAAAACGCCUGACUUCCCGUAAUAGUGAAAAAGUGAAGAAAAGUCAGGGAACGAAUUGCGGCGACGAGUCAACUUGGUGUUAACGUUAGACAAAAGAAAAAUAACUUAACUUAAUCCUCGAGGGACGAGAUAAAAUAUAAACAAAGGUAAUCGCCUGUAAGAAAAAGUGACUACGAAGCAGCGCGACGACGGAACGGGAAGAGAAUUAACGGUACGCAUCGACAGUGCAGGGUAAUCUGAAAAUCACGGAAAUAUGAGCAUUGCUGCCCUCCUGGAGGCCGCUGAAUACAUUGAACGAAGAGAAAGGGAGGCUGAACAUGGCUACGCGUCGACAAUGCCGAUACCUGACGAUAUUCGGACCGUUGUUAAGAGGACCAAGACAAAAAAAUCCCAGGGCAGCAGAACGACUCAUAACGAGCUGGAGAAAAAUAGGCGGGCCCAUCUACGGAACUGCCUGGAAAAGUUGAAAGUACUGGUCCCACUAGGCCCCGAAACCUCGAGGCACACCACCCUUGGCCUUCUCACGAAAGCAAAACGGUUUAUCAAGAACCUUGAAGAACGGGAGCGAAAGCACGCCGUUCACAAGGAACAGUUGUCUCGGGAACACAGAUUUCUGAGACGGCGACUCGAGCAGCUGACGACGCUGCAGCCGGGUCACCUGCACUCCCUUCGCCCCAACGGGCACCACGGGCAUCACGGUCAUCACCAUGGCGUGACAUUAAGCUCUAGCGCCCCUUCGCCGAGCUCCACGUCCACGUCCAGUCUGCAGCUCUCGAAGAGGCGCAGCAUCUCCGAGUGCUCGGUCGGCACCGCUUCCUCUACAAGCUCAACCGCAAGCUCAAGAAACUCCGACAGGUCAGCGGGCAGCCCUUCGGUCUCGGAGUCCGACGAGGUUGAGGUCGACGUGAUCGGCUACACGAGCAACCAGUCGGACACAGAUGACCACAGCAGCGUCCAGAGCAGCAGCGACAGCGGCGUCGCCAUGUCAACCUCGAGGCUGACCCUCUCUGAAAUGAUGGACAAUCUCUAGAUAAAGAUUUUCGGAGGUGGCGGGCAUAGGAAGGGAGCUUUUGAAAAAGAACCGCAUUGAACGAAUAGGAAGUUAAUAAAAUGUACAUUGCACGAGGGAGCCGCGAAUUCAAGGAAAGAGAAAUACUAUAAGACGUGUUGAACGGUAAAUGAGAUGAACAGAUAAUGCCGAAGAGCUAAGAAGUUUAGAGGAACGGAUAAUCUAUAAAUGCCAUAUUCUCAAUGGUAGGAAUGAUAGCUAAACAGUAAAAGUUGGAAAAAUGGAAUUGGAUAACGCUGAAACGGAAAAGCGAAACACGUUAUAAUCAAAAGAAAGGCGUCCAAACUUCUUCAAGAAUUAAAUGACGGUUAAAUGAUGAAAAAAGCUCCCACUAUGCGGAUCGUGAGGUGUGACAAGACGAACCCACCUCACCACCAAAAUCACCACAAUAUCACGACUGUUCAGUAGCCCACCAUUUCAUAUAGGACAUGUGAAUCAAGAAUCAGUACCUUAUGUAAGUUAAACCUCUGUCAGGGGACAAGCUACAGAAAAGUUGGAGUUGAAAUUAAAGUGUCUGCGAGAGGGAUGUCGGAGGGAGAGCUGUAAAAUGAAGAAGAAGAAAAAAUAGUGAUGACAAGAGAAUGGAAAUGGGCCGGAUAAGGAUAGGCAUAGGCAUAGGCAUAAGGAUAAGGAUAAGGAUAAGGAUAAGGAUAAGGAUAAGGAUAAGGAUAAGGAUAAGGAUAAGUCUAAGGAUGUGGUUAAGAAGAAGAAGAAAAAGAAGAAGGAGGGGGAAAAGAAUAGAAUCAGAAGACGAGGAAGAGACAGAGUGAGAAGUACGCCAUGAAUAAAAGAACGAAGUGCGAAUGAAAGAAGCCGCAAAUCAUGUUGCGACGAAAACGAAACAAAAAAUUUUAAUUAAAAAAAUGAAAAUGAAAAUUGAACUAAAAAUUUUUAAAUAUGAGAAAUACAGACAAGAUAGGAAUGAAAAGAAGGAAAUGAGAAGAAAAAAAUGUAUGCAUUGGUAACCUCUGGCAGAAAUGAUGUGUAAAGUAUUGUCAAUAGAUAUGCCAAUGUAUAAAAUUAUUGUACAUAUUUUUAUCGAUGUGGUGAAAUAUUUCACAAUGGAAGAAAGGUGGAGAUAAAGAGGGAGUUAGACAAAGAGAGAUUGAUUGAUUGGUUGAUCGAUCGAAUGGUUUGAGAGAUAGAAAGAGAACCAUAGAGAAAGAAAAAGAUACGGUUAACAAAUUUGACCCACUAAGUGACUAAUGUGACUUGGUGAGUAGGGUCGGAAAUUAAAAAGUAAAAAAAUAGGGAAUGAGUUGAGUUAUUCAUUUUUCUUCCUAUAUUCGUUUCUUCUGAUCAUCUUUGAACUCCAUUGUCGAUUGUCGAUUGACUAAAUUAUUACGUACUCGGACAAGAAUAAAAAAAUGUAAUGAAAAUAAUUAUUAACGAGUCUUGCAAGAAACGAUUAUAACGAGAUGUUAUUGUCGCUGUUAUUAUUAUUCCCAUUCACAUCAUUUUCAUAUUAUUGCGAUAUUUGCUAUCGCAAUUAUUUAUCAUUAUCACCGCCAUUAUCGCAUUAUAAAAUCGUUCUCGUCAUUACUGCGAAUACCUCAUAUUGUUAAACAUUUUUAUAAUGUCUAAGUCUUGCUCGAAGUAUUUUACUUUAAACAAACAAAAAGAAAAUGAGAAUAAUCAUUCUAAUUUAUAUAUUACCGAAUUCGCGAGAUUAUUACGUUGUUUUGAUUUUGUGUUUUAUUUUAUUUUAUUUUUUUUCUUUCUAAUGAGCGAUUAUAAUCGCAUAAGAUUAAUUUUAGAAAUUGAUCCAAUCGAGGCAUAUAUAUUAUAUACAUAUACACAUUUCGAAUAACGAAAUAUAUAACAAAGUAUUUCAGCGGACAAUUUCUUCUCUUUGUUUAUAUAAUUUAAAAGAGCGUAAUUAUAUUCCUUAGCAUGCGAUAGGCUAAAGAGAUGUGCGACUGAAGGAACAGAGAGUUGGAUUGAAAAAUAUGGAAGACAGGGAGGUACACACGAAAUUUGAACUUACGUUGGUUUUAAAUCAUUUUUAUUCCGCGGGAUUACUCAAAUCUCACAAGUCCCGAUCCAAAAUAGAUUUAACAAAAUCGCAAUGAAUAUCGGAUUGGCAGUAUUAUGAGGCGACAACCCUAAUCAACUUACCUGCCGCCUAAGCAUAUCCACGCAAUAUUCGUGAUAUUGAAGAAUUUUUACUUAAUCUGGUCUCAUUCCAAUGAUGAAUUUCCGUAUGCGAUUCAUCCGCAGACAUCAAGCCUUGUAAACGUAUAAUAUUUUCAAUGAAAUUACUUCCCUUCAUUUUUUCUCGGAUACAGCAUGAACGGUAGAAAACAUAAACAUAAUUUGCUAGUAUCGGCAAUUUUUUUUUCUAUCGCUUUUCAAUCGUCGGCGCGUAUCUGCCGUAAAUAUUUUCCAACGUCAGGUAAUCAGUGUAAUUUGAUACGUUUUAUCCCAAGAUAUAUAACUUCCGAUAGUAACAUUUGUUUUGAUUUUUUACUCAUACUUUAAACUGGUUCGAAAUUUAUCGAGAAAUCGCGGAAAUUCGGAUCUAAAAAUUUCAGGCGUAUUUGUCAGAGAAAAGUAGAAAUAAAGGACUUUGACGUUAUAAAGAUCAAUUUCAUGGUAUAUCUGAAAAAUAUAAAGAGGUGGGGUAAAUGAGCGAAAUAGAAAAGCGCAAAAAAAAAAAAUAAAACCAUAGCAAAAAUGACAAAUAAAAAAGAAUUAAAUAUAUGCAUCCAUUAACCAGAGCCAAGUGGAGUCUAGCAUCAAAUAAUAUAAGAUGCAAAUUAAAGCUUAACAUACGAAUUCUGGCACCAAUGACUUUUUUUUUUAAAUAAUUCCGGUAAAAAUAGAAGAAAAAAAAAGUGAAAAAAAAUUUGUGCAAUACAGAUGUUUAUUUGCAAUUCUUACGUAAGUAACGGACUGUUGGGUUAUUUUAGAUUGAUAUAUUGUCAGCCUGCCAGAGUGCCGGUUUCGAAGACUUUCGAAGUUUGACAAGUAACAGUUUGUUAAGGAAAAAAUAUUCUACUCCACAGUCAUUUCACUUCACUUAUUAGAAUUUUUCGCUUUUUUUUAAUGAUAUUCUAAAUGAACAACGUUUUUCCUUACAAUUAGUUCCACUCUCAACGACCAAGCGAGUGCAAUUUAUAAGAAAAAAAUUUCCACCUGCAAUAUCGCGGGAUAUCUUCUAUACCGAUUCAAAUUGUCGUAUGAAUAAUGAGUUUAUGACAGAAACCUACUGUUAGGGCAGUCAUACUGGUUACAGCAAGUUAUAUCGGGACGCGGAAUUUUUAUUUACAGAAGUUGCAACUCGUCACAAUAUCGGGGUGUCAUUUUAUUCACGAGCAUGGGUCUAUGGUGCGAAUAAUCAGGUUUCUUUUAAUUCCGUUUUCUUAUUAGGGCUGUCGAAUCUCAUCAAAUUCUGAAUUUCACAAAGAAAAGAAGAAUAUCACAAGUGAAAUAUAACAAAAAUGAAAGAAUUAUAAAUAUAUAAUAAUACUAUUGCGAUGCAGAGCAGAUUGGACAGAUACCUUAUACAUAAGUGCUCAUUUUAAAAAUGCUCCGUCUGAUAAUACGGUUCCAUAAAUUCUGUAUAGAAGCAACUGUGAAGGCGCAUUAUAGAAAACCAUAAAUAUCGUUGAGUCUACCAUGAAUUAACGAUAAAAUCAAGGAAAAGUAAAUCAACAUCACACUAAUACACAAACACAGACGCAAACACACAACAUAUAUGUAGACGCAAUCCACAAAAAGAAUAGAAUUGAAAAAUAGAAGUGAACGGAGGAAAAUACAACCCAAUCAUAGAAAAAAGCUACGAAGAAAAUCCAAAAAAAGUUGAAAAAAAAAUAAUACACAUGAAAUGAAUAUAUAAUUGAAUGAAAUCACGACAGACGGAAGGGAAAAAGAAUAAUAAUAUUAGAGUAAAAAUAAUAAGUAGUAUGAUAAAUAAACAAAUAAUAAUAAAUGUCUAAACGAAUAAUUACCUAUAAUACAGAUGCACCUUAUCAGUUUUUUGGUCCAUUCGUCGGUGUAUAUCUUUUUGUUUCGAAUACACAUUAAUACCAAUAUUACUGUAGUAGCGAGAGAUGUGUGUACUAUUAGGGGAGCGCAUUCGCCUGGCGUAACUAUACAUAUAUAAUGUAUGUAAUUAUAAAUGUAUUAUAAAAAGUCUUUGUUUAAGAGACCACGCCAUGCCUACCUAUGCUAAUAAUUAAAUAAGAGAUUACAUCACAGGACUAAGUACAAAGUAAUGUAAUUUCCUUGCAGUAACUGUGAUGGAGAAUCAAAUAUUUACUGUUAAACGAAUCACAUUUAUGUCAUACUUGUAUAAUCUAUAAAUGUAGAAUUACAGUAAAUUACUGCUCACCAAGGGGAAGAAGAAGAUGUAGGGAAAGGGGGAAGGACGAGGGGGGGGGGGGAGAGGAUAGGAAAACGACGAAGUAACUGGCAUCUCAAAAAAGAUUACGUGGAUUCAAAUGAGAAUUGAGUUUCUUUGGUGACCAGUAUGUAAUCACUGUUCUCGGUAUGAAUAAUGUGAAAUUGUUUAAAAGAUCUCAGGCCAGUCUGCUCCCCCGAAAAUGUGAUACUAAAAUUAAACUCUUCUGGAAGUUGCUUAAACGACGUGUAGGUGCACGGGUACAAAAAAUACGUGAAAGUAUAAGAGAGCAGAGCGAAUUUACGAACGAUUGGCGGCGAGUACAACCGUACAAGUUACACGACACCAAAAACGUAUGAUUUUAUACAGUGCUGGUGCGUAGAACGAAAGGAAAAGAAACAUUGAUAACAAUAAUAAAAAAUAAAAAAAAAGUCUUACAAACAUACGAAAACAAAUGGAAACGUCAAACUCCAGCCGUUAGUAUAAUAAAUAAGGUGUAAUCAGAGUACGCAAUAUUGGUUACUGCAAAGGAUCGACGUGUCAAACAAUUGUCGAUUAACAAUCUAAAUAAUUUAUUCACAAAAAUCGAAUGGUUGAAAUAUAUUGUAUAACAAUUAUUAUAAGAUAUAUCAAAUUGGAUAUAAUCCAGCAACAACAAACAACAGAUAUGACGUAGGGAUAGGUACAAGAAUUGUACUAACGAAAAGUAAAGAAGUAAAUGAAUAAAAGUUUCAGAAUUAUUGAUAAUAAUCGGUCCAUUUAACGUGUAAUCUAGAGACAAGUUUUGGCACCUGGAUCUUCACGAGCAACGCGGCCCAGUUUAAUAUUUAAGGAAUUCUAAGUAAUAUUUCAUUGGUAAUAGAAAGGAAAACGGAAAACCGGAGAAAAAAAACACAAAAAAAUUAAUGAAACGAAAAUGAAAACAAAAAAAUAAAUAAAUAAAUUAAUUAAAAAAAACUAUGAAAUACAAAUAUGAAAUAAUUAUAACAUUAAUGAUAAUGAAAAAUGGGUGUUAUUUUUAGAUGUCUAUUAGAUUAUCAGAACCAGAAUUAAUGAAAACUAAGUAUAAAAAUGAAUUUAAACAAAAGGAAAAAUGCGGAAAAAAAACGAAAAACCUACUACUACUAUUACUACUACUACUAUUACUACUGCUACUACUCCUACUACUACUACCACUACUACGACUACUACUACUACUACUACCUACUACUACUACUACUACUACUACUCGUACUAAAAAAAAAGCAUUAACUUAGUUGAUGCAGGUCGAUGUAAAUGUAACGCGUGUAAAGUGUAAUAAGGUCUCAGCUCAUAUUAUGUAAUUGUCAAUUAUGCGAAAUAUGCAACACGCAGCUCCGAGAAAAUUGCAUCUGUUCUUUUCAUUACUUUUUUUGACGUAAACCUUAACAUCUGAUUAUAAAUUUUUGGUAUUGGCAACUCAAAAAAAAGGGAAUCACAUCACUUGAAUUAUAUAAGUGUACGAUUGAUUUAUUUGAAUUUUAAACUUGAGUAUAUUAUUCUGCGUGCACACAAACCUUUGAUCCGUUUCACAACAGACGAUUAUAAAAGUGCAUAACGUAAUCGACGGUUGAAAUGUGACCUCAUUGCACUAUAAUAAAGCUGCGAAGAAAGAUGAAAGAAAUAUCAAUAACGCGAUACUUGAAAAUUAUUUAAAAAAAGAAGAGAAAGAAUGUUAGUAUGAUCUUAGAAUCGUUAUGGUUUCCACCGCUUGGUAAGGUUCUGUUUUUUUUUGGUCUAGUUUUUCAUUUAUUUAUCACGAUUACUUAUCUUUCACCGUUUACGUUUCAUUUUCCUCGAAACAAUUUGCUGCUUUCACUGUUAGAUAAGUAGUGUAUGCAUAUAUAUAUAUACAUACUGUAUAUGUGAAUGUAUAUGUGUAUACAUACUGUAAAAUGAAUGAAUAUGAUGUAAUAUGAAAGAAUGAAUAAUAGGAGUAAAUGUUUCAGCCCUCACAGUGUCGCCCGGUAUUAUUUAUCAUGACGAUGGAUGAAUUACGGUGAAGUAGAUUUCGAAGCAAUUGCAGAACAAAAAUUUCUAGAAAAAGCUUUCGCUCGGUAUACGGAAAUUAAUUUUCAUCCUGUUGCGACAUUGAUUGCAACCUAGUAAUUCGAAUGUUGAGUCCACUUGAAAACCGAUUCUGUUGUUGUUUCACGUCAAUUACCCAAUGUCACAGGCAAAAUGGUGAUACUCCUUCAGAGUAAAGAGCGGUCCUUUGCUCGGUUGUUGUUGAGCCAUGCCACUGAAUAAAAGCUUCGAAAUCGGCGAACAGCGUAUGUGCAUCUACGUCGUGGGAACAAAACUGUGUAAUUAAAGUAUAUAUAAUGAAAAGAUAUGGGCAGAGGUAAGAGGGACACCUAGGGGAUGAAACAGUUAAUGUCCGUACUAUGGCGAAGAACGGUGAAGGGGAAAUGCCGUUAUAACAGGCAGAAUAAGUAAAAAUUAGAAGUAUAGAUAAUCGAACAUCACCGGCUUCUGAGCCACUAAGAGCAUUUAAUCAAUAGUAGAGAAUGCUUAGUGAAAAUUGAACAAAAAGAGAAAAUGAGGAUGAAAAUUUUUAAAAUUAAUAAAACGAAUGAAAUUUGAAGAGAAAAAUAUAAUGAUAAUAAUAAUAUCCACGUUUGUAAAGAUAAAACAUUGUAAUUCUACUAUUUAAGAGGUGAAAAUUACGUUAUUGUGUAAUAUUAUAUGAGCGAAGGUGAAAAACAUUAUAUUAUACAUAUAAUAUAGGUGUGUUAAUAAUAUGGAGUACGCCUCAGAUUCAAAACUACAUACGCCAAGGUACCAAUUAUUUAUAAAAUUAAUAUUCGAUGUAUGAAUACUAUCUAUGAAUGAUAUUCGAUUGAACGAUAAUCAGUCGAACCAACAACAGCUGUUAACGAUUGAUAGAAAGAAAAAAAUUCAUACAGUUGGCUGUAUGAAAUAUUAUUAAUAUUAUUAUAAUCAUUAUUAACUAAUGAGGUAAGAAAAAUAGAGAAACGAAACCACAAAAAAGAAAAUUAUUAUUAUGAUUAUUAGUUUAUUAUUAUUAUCAUCAUCAUUAUCGUCAUUAUUGCUAUUAUUAUUAAAAUUAUUAUUAUUAUUAUUAUUAUUAUUAUUAUUAUCAUUAUUAUUAUUGUACAUAUUAAUUGUAACUAUUCACGAUGCAUCGUUUUGUUCUCAUUAUUUUCUCGAUUCUACAAAAAAUAAAAUUGUGUAUUAUUGAAAAAAAACAUGAAACGCGUACUUUC
This is a messenger RNA of Diprion similis, 9385 nucleotides long. RefSeq names its product max dimerization protein 1-like (gene Mad). The coding region runs from base 977 to 1753 and encodes 258 amino acids. Lineage: Eukaryota; Metazoa; Arthropoda; Insecta; Hymenoptera; Diprionidae. The transcript is spliced from 7 exons. Gene Ontology annotation, molecular function: RNA polymerase II cis-regulatory region sequence-specific DNA binding; DNA-binding transcription factor activity, RNA polymerase II-specific; protein dimerization activity. Gene Ontology annotation, biological process: regulation of transcription by RNA polymerase II. The record is from RefSeq and is a predicted model, not a curated record.